UGUUCAUAGCAUCUGACAUCAGUUACCACUGGGGAGUUUGUGCAAAGGGUCAACAAGGAUUACAGUGCAUAAGCUGAUUAUUCUGACAAGCGAGGAGUGGCCUCAGUUUGGAUCGAUAAUGGAUUCGGAAUGCAAAUCCGCAGCCUCUCCCACCACUGAGAUGCAAAUCCAUCAUUCCCUUCACCUGCAGCAUCCACUGUCCAUCUACAAUGACUGCAAUGGACUAUCCCUCUUCGAUGAAGAACCAAUCUGCAAGCUCUGCGGCUGCAAGUGCUACGGUCCAUCCCACGGUUGCGUGCAGUGCAAGUUUUUCCUCCAUAAGCUUUGCGCUAGACUGCCCGCAGAGUUCCCGUGCCCUAUCCAUCCCUCCCAAGCUCUGAAGAGGCAUGAUGAGUACCGAGAAUUUGAGUGCGGUUCCUGUUCCUCCACCUCUUUCGGCUUCCCGUACAGAUGUGACUCAUGCGGGUUCAACCUGGAUUUUGGCUGUGUCUUCUUCCAGGAAGUGAACCAGGAUUUGUAUCAAAUAGGCAGGUAUGAUGGAAUCAAGUGCUUGUUUUGUGCCAAUAGCUGCGCCGGCGCUGUCAUUGCUUGCCCAGACAAUGAGUUUUUCCUCCACAAAUCUUGCUAUGCGUUGCCCAAGCAGAUCCAACACCCUUCUCACCCUUUCCAUCCUCUGAGAAAGCUCGAGUAUGCAUUACAAUUCAAGUGCAACGGCUGUCUCCUGGAUCAGGAUAACAGAGCAGCCUACACGUGCAUGGAUCCCAGUUGCAUGUAUUCCCUUGAUUUCGAUUGUGCAUUCCUAUUCGAGGGGUGCCAGCUCCUUCAUCUCGAUGCCCACCCCCAUCUUCUGGCAUCAACUGAGAAAAAACAAGAAGAUAAGCUCUGCUGCGUCGUAUGCCACGAGAGCUGCUCAGGCCCGACCUACAGUUGCCUAAUAUGUAAAUUCCAUCUUCACAUGUCCUGCAUUGCCUUGGAAGAGAUACCAAAUCAUCCAUCACACCCGUUUCAUCGUCUCAUGAGGACGACCGAGCAACGGAAAUUCAAGUGCCAUGCCUGCCUCAAAGAUAACAACAGCAGGCCAUACCGCUGGGAGGACUGUGACUUUGAUCUGGAUUUCGACUGCGCAUUUGUUGUGCCUCAUCAAGAAUUUGAAGGUAAAGAACCCAUUCUCAGUGACAUACACAGGCAUCCUUUGGCACUUUCUGGCCAAAGGAGCAAGAAAGAUGGGAAGGAAGUAAGCUGCAGCGUCUGUGGUGAGCGCUGCUCUUUCCCGACUUAUAGUUGCGGUGUUUGCGGCUUUACUUUCACAAGUCGUGUGCUACUGCAAGUAUACCGAAGGACAUCGAACACCGUCUUUUCCAAGGGCACUCUCUUCAGAUGUCUCUUGGCAAGUUUGAAUGCAGUAUAUGCCUGAAGGACCGAUCUGGAAUUCACUAUGGAUGCUCAGAUC
Molecule: messenger RNA, 1450 nt
Organism: Punica granatum (pomegranate)
Lineage: Eukaryota; Viridiplantae; Streptophyta; Magnoliopsida; Myrtales; Lythraceae
Source: RefSeq, a predicted model, not a curated record